UGUUGACAGCGCACGUGCCGCCUUCCCGUGCGGCCUCGCUGUCCCGAGCUGCCCGUCGCCGUGCCAGGGCGCGGUGCACGGCGGCGCGCUAUGCGCAGGCAGCGGCUGGCGCCAUCGUCGCCCUGCUGCAGCCACGGGGCCCAGACACGCCAGCUGUGGACAGGGCUCCACGCAUGGGCGCGCUGGAGACGCUCACCAGCCUCUCCGCGGCCGCAAGGGCCAACUUGGCUGCGCAACGGAUCCGCACCGCCGCCACGGUGCGCACGACCAUCGCCGUGAAGUGCGUGACGGAGUCCGUGAUGUCUUUCCUCUUGGAGGUGCAGCUGAUGAUUCUCAGGCCGUUCAUCGAUGCGACGAAGUGUGCCCAUAAUAUGGUCGUGGUGCUCGUGUCGACGCCGUUCAUGGACCUCCUGAUGGCGCUCCUCCUCGCCCAGUUAUUGGGCCGCGUGGGCGAGUUUUUGGCCCGCGACCUUGGCAUGGCGUUCCUCGGCCACUCCCUGGACCUCCUGGGCGCGUCUUCAAGGUUGGGCCUCAAUACAUUGUUCGAGAUGCCGUCCCUCGUCGAGUCCCUGGGCCUCGCGGGCGUCUCUUUCGUGCUCGGCCGUGGAAUGGUGCUCUUCGCCCGCUCGUCGGACCUCGAGGGCGCGUAUUCAAGGCUGGGCCAAUUGGCGCGAGAGGGUCUCAAGGUACUCAGCGGCGGUGCUGCCUCCCACGUCGAGGCCUAUAGAACCGCUCUCGCUCAUGGUGCGGCGGCAGAGACCACAAGCGGCGACGACCUCUUCAGUGACAUGGCGUACAAGUGG
Molecule: messenger RNA, 803 nt
Organism: Prorocentrum cordatum
Lineage: Eukaryota; Dinophyceae; Prorocentrales; Prorocentraceae
Source: the annotation of a GenBank genome assembly